AUGAAGUUCUCGUCACCUGCGAACAUUGCACUUGCGUCUAUUGCGCUAUCCUCUCCAAGCAUCUUGUCUUCGCCUGUGUUUGUCAAUGCAGCCCCGACAAUGGACAAUGAUUCACUCUCCCCUAAUCUAGGAGCGGGAUACUUUGGCAAUUCGCCACAGAUGCAUGUUACCGAUUCACCGGUUAUGCCGACGAUGGCUUCUCCCCCAACAUCGAGGAUAGCCGGUCGACGCCGCUCUCUUCGUCGUUCGAGGUCGAUCAAGCACCGAAAGGAUGAGAGACCGAGUCGCACUAUUGAUCCGCUUGGGCUCGGAACGAGUACCAGCGGCACUCAACGGGAAGCCGAAUUCAUUCGUCCUCGUAUGGCUCCCGUUGGGCCGCUUUCGGGAGCCCAUGGUACUAUCGACUCAUUUUUGCCGAUAGUUGGUUCUGGAGGGCUACUUGCCAACACUGGAGUCGCGCCACCGAAUACCCCUAUCUUAGGUGGGGUCCCAUUACCCAAUGGGUUUGACCCUUCCUUGCUCUCUGGCGCGAUUCCUGGCGUGGUUCCUUCACCUGUGGUCGACAACGUCAUUCCUAUCAUUCCGAAUAUUGUAUCUGGCGAUGCUUCCAACGACAUUCUUUCAUCAACGCUUGGAUCCCCUCCCGCAGUGUCCCAAGUCGCUGGCACUUUGACUCAAAAUCUUGGAAACCCCUCUCAGAUCGUUGGGGGGAUCCCACCACUUGCUGGAGCUCUUCCGUCAGUUCAAGGAGCCGUGCCGCAAGUCUCAGGAUUCGCCUCCCAAGUAACCAACAGCUUAACACAAGUGCCUGGUGUCGUACCGCUUCCGGAUCCGAAUAAACUUGCUCCUCCGUCUUUGGUUCCUGGCCUUGCCGCAUCUCCCAACGUCGCCAUGCCGCCGAUACCUGGUUCUUCGCCCGAUGCAGUGGUUUCUUGGGUCUCCGGAGCUCUUCAGCUUCCUGCCGCCAUCCCCCAAGUUCCUGGAGCGAUCGGUCAGACUCCCGGCAUGAUUCCUCAAGUCUCAGGUAUGGUUCCUCAAGUCCCCGGUGGCACGGGUGCGGUUCCUCAGGUCCCUGGUGCUCUGGCCCAAGCGGCUCCUGGACUCCCUAUCGGUCUAUUGUCGUCGAAUGCGCCUUCUGGCUCCCCCGCACCGAACCUGGCCGGUAGCGUCCCUAUUCCUCUCGGUUCCGAGGUCCCGCUGGCGACUCCGGCCCUACCGGUUACCGAUUUGGCGACUCCAAUGAGCUCGGCGGUUCUUUCGGUUAGCUCUGUAGUACCCAGUCAACGCGUGAAACCAACCUCGAUUUCCCUUUCAAGCGUGCAGCCUGUGGCCGUGACAAAUGUUCUGGCAGAGCCAAUCGAGUCGCUCGCUCCUCUUGAUCCACUUGUCGCUUCAGCCGAAUUGGUUCCUCAUAUUCUUGUGUCUGAGCCUGAUGAAAUUGGGGCAUUCGAGCCUCUGGAAGGUUUUGGAGCUGGGGCAAUGGGUCGGCCCGGGAUCGAUGGAGCACCAGCGCCGGGUGUGCCUUUAGAAAUGGAUGAUGGAGUCCUUCCUAAGGGAAGCGGCGAGUUUGAUGGACGUGGAAACUCGGAUGAACACCAUGGAUCCCAGACCAUUUCGGGCACGACUUCGGCUAUAGAGUCGAGAACGAGGAGCUGGAGCGCGACUGAGAGCGGUCGAUCCAUGGUGGACCGAAUGACUGGCGAGUUGGUUCCUACGAAUUUGCCUCAGCCCAGUGCCAAGUUGGAAAUACCCACGACCACCGAGUUCCUUAGUCCCAAGCCAACCGCAACCGAGGCUCGAGUUACGAUUUCUCCGGGACCCACGCUCGAGGACGCAGGAAUACUGUCUACCUGGAGACGGUGGGAGUCGAAGUCUACAAGGUUAUCCAGUGAACUUGGAAGCAAUGUUGCUGACGGGAGUAGAGUUCCUGUGUUAUCCGAAGGUGUACCAAUUCCUACGUCACCUAUGUACGUGCCGCCCGCGACUCGGCUGAGGGUACCCAGUCAUGAAACCAUCGGUGUAUCAAGAUCGGCUAGUAUGGUUACACUCAAGUCUUUCAGCAUGGUCUCAAUUUCGGAAAGCCCGGCUCCUAUGCCGACUCGGGCCCAGUCGGUUGCUCAAAUGAUUGGCGGUAUGAGCUCGUCCAUGGCAUUGGCACAACCGACCAACCACGUUGCGACAUUAUCGGGCGACUCGUUUUCCAGCCAUUCAUCCGAAGAUGGUCAUCCUUUGCUCAUACCCCUAACAUCUAAUACCGUGGCAAGUUCCCCUAUACCGACAGCGUAUAACGGAGGGGUAUCCCUGAGUAGGACGUUGGAACGGUCCGCAGAUACGCCGUCUAGUACUUUUGCAAUUAAUGGAGAUUCCCCGAACAUGCCCUCGCCUACCUUAUUGAGCACAGGCACGUCUACAGGUUCUCUAAGCAUGGCCACGAGGAAGACCUUCCGCUGGGGUGUACCAAGAAUGGUCACUUCGACAAUUCGUUCGGUCGCAACUGCUGUGAAGAAAUAA
Molecule: messenger RNA, 2511 nt
Organism: Rhizoctonia solani
Lineage: Eukaryota; Fungi; Basidiomycota; Agaricomycetes; Cantharellales; Ceratobasidiaceae
Product: mucin 2, oligomeric mucus/gel-forming
Exons: 3
Coding region: 1-2511 (836 amino acids)
Source: RefSeq, a predicted model, not a curated record